Seminavis robusta is the source of this 1548-nucleotide messenger RNA. The record is from the annotation of a GenBank genome assembly. Lineage: Eukaryota; Bacillariophyta; Bacillariophyceae; Naviculales; Naviculaceae.
AUGGUAGAGUUCCUGGUGUACAGGAUUGGCAAUUGGGACAACAAGUGCAAGAACGACAAGUGUAAGGACUACAGGCUCGUUGCGACGUUUAAUGGAGUGGACAUUGAAAUAGAAACAUGGGAGAAUGAGUACAGCGGCGAACAGCCAACGACCGGAGGUUCUGCCCAAGGUAUCACGUGGACGAAGGAGGUCGAGGCCGACAGCAUCCUUAAAUUCAUCGUGCAUGUUCCCAGUGCCCUGUUGACGGGUGCGAUUGAUAUUUCGCUUGAUUAUACGGUAGAUCAAGGAGCCCUGGCGAUCGGAAUCGAUCAAUUCGAGGUCACGCUCUAUAGUAACAGUUGCCCGGCCCCCACAGCACGCCGCCACCUCAUUGAAUCCAUGAGGGUUCCGGGAUACGAGAGCAACGAGAGAAGCGACGAGAGAAGCCUCGGGCAGGACGUAGAGGCAGAUGAAUGUCAGUGUGUCUGUCCUGCAUUGGCGGGUGAAAAUCCAGCCCCUGGAAGUGGACCCUCGGCGCCAAAGGUUUUGGACUUGUACGUGGCUGCUGAUGGCGUCGAUUGUGCCCCACAGGGCACAAAAGUUGGUUCCGUGACCCUCGUCUACAACAAAAAUGGCACUGUCACAGCUACCUAUGAAGUCGACCCCAAGUACCAGCUGAAAAGUACAACUCUUUAUGUUGGGGACGAGCGCUUGCCUGGAUCAGAAAGCGGAGAUGUCCUGCCUAUCAGCCAGUUUCCAUACACUGGGUCAGAGGUAGAGUACAACGUUGAUCCCCUAAAUUGUGACUACUACGUUGCUGCAGCAGCAGAGAUCUGCGGCGAAUUCCCUACUCUGGAGCCUACAAGUGCCCCAACCUCGUCGCCAACAGCUGGCCCGACGUCGGGGCCAACUGGUGCCACUUUGACACCCACAGCCUCACCUACAAGUGGCCCAACGUCUGGGCCAACUGGUGCUACUUUGACACCCACAGCCUCGCCUACCGCCGCUGACAGAAACGCGCCAACUCCAGCCGCUCCCCCAAAGCCCACACCAGCCAAACCCACUCCCGCUGGCCCUGCCCCAACCCCUGGAACAUACGGCGACCCGCACAUUAUGACAUUCGCAUCCGAGGAGUUCGACUUUCAUGCUGCUUGCGACACUGUCCUUCUCGACAAUCCCAACUUUCGAGGAGUCGGAAUGCGCAUCCACACGCGUACAAAGUUGAACACCUGGUGGAGCUACGUCGAGGCUGCCGCCAUUCAGAUCGGAGACGAUGUACUGGAAGUGAAGGGUGGAGAUCAAGGCUUCAAGUUCUGGGUCAAUGGUGUUGAGGGCAGAGACGAAACCGACAUCAUCUUCUCGCCGCUCAAGUUGAAGGUUCACUUCAAGGUCGUGAAUUCACACCAGUUGCAUGUCCGCAUCGAUCUCAAGGGUGAUGUCAUUGGCCUCCAAACAUACAAGCAGUUCGUGAAGGUUACCAUUCCGGCAAGGAAGGCCGAGAACUACUUGGACUAUCGCUGGGUCGUACUAGAGUUCAGAUCAGAUGAGCUUCAGAUCAACCUACGCUAG